Schistocerca piceifrons (Central American locust) is the source of this 2482-nucleotide messenger RNA. Its product is annotated as putative sodium-dependent multivitamin transporter. NCBI's taxonomy places the organism in Eukaryota, Metazoa, Arthropoda, Insecta, Orthoptera, Acrididae. The transcript is spliced from 13 exons. Gene Ontology annotation, biological process: sodium ion transport; transmembrane transport. The record is from RefSeq and is a predicted model, not a curated record. Gene Ontology annotation, molecular function: symporter activity. Gene Ontology annotation, cellular component: membrane. The coding region runs from base 11 to 1864 and encodes 617 amino acids.
GGUGGCGGUCAUGGACGUCGUGGAGGCGGUCGAGGGCGACUUCGGCCCCAUAGAGCGCGCCACAGCCCAGACGGCCACGCUUGGAGUGUGGGACUAUGUGGUACUGGUGGCGAUGCUGGUCAUAUCCAUGGGCAUCGGCGUCUACUACCGCUUCACAGGCGGUCGCCAGAAGACCACUCAGGAGUACCUGCUGGGCGACCGCAGCUUGGGGGCGGGGCCCGUCGCCUUCUCGCUCAUGGCCAGCUUCAUGUCGGCCAUCACGCUGCUCGGCGUCAGCUCCGAGAACUUCGUGUACGGCGCGCAGUUCAUCGCCAUCAACCUGGGCUACGGGCUGGUCACCCCUGUGGCUGCCUACCUCUUCCUGCCCGUCUUCUUCCGCCUCCAGGCUGCCAGCGCCUACCAGUACCUGGAGAUGCGCUUCGGCGUGGCGGCCCGGCUGUGCGCCAGCAUUGCCUUCUCGCUGCAGAUGGUGCUCUACAUGGGCAUAGUGCUGUACGCGCCAGCGCUGGCCAUCCGCGCCACCACAGGCCUGGAUGAGAACGCCUCCAUCCUGGCCGUGGGGCUCAUCUGCACCUUCUACUCCACCAUCGGCGGCAUGAAGGCCGUCGUCAUCACCGACGUCUUCCAGUCUCUAUUAAUGUUCGCAGCAGUGUUCCUGGUCAGUAUUAAAGGUUCCAUUGAUGCAGGAGGCUUCGACAAGGUGUGGGAGAUAGCCACCACUGGGGGCCGUGCAGACUUCUCCAGCAUUUCUGCUGACCCCACGGUGCGCCAUACGUGGUGGUCACUCAUCAUUGGUGGCGGCUUCACCUACCUGUGCCUGUAUGCCGUCAACCAGACACAGGUUCAGAGGCUGCUCUCUACCAGGGAUCUGGCAACGGCACAGCGCGCCCUCUGGUGGUCAUGGCCGGUACUUAGUUUGCUCAGCCUGACCACUUCGUUCGCUGGUCUGGCCAUGUACUCCUACUACUACACCUGUGACCCACUCACCAGCAAGAGGAUCGAGAGGCUAGACCAGCUGAUGCCGUUGUAUGUGGUGGACACAAUGAGCGGCAUGCCGGGCUUGCCGGGCCUCUUCAUCGCUGGCAUCUUCAGUGGUUCCCUGAGCACCGUCUCAUCAGCUGUCAACUCGCUGGCUGCCGUCACAUUGGAGGAUUACUUUAAGCCACUGUACGUGCGGUACCGAGGCCACCCACUGGCGGAGUCGCGGUCGCCACUUGUGGGGAAGCUGCUGGCACUGGCAUUCGGACUGCUGUUCCUGGGACUGGCCUUCAUGGCGCAGUUCCUGGGUGGCGUGCUGCAGGCCAGCCUCACGAUAUUCGGCGCUGUCGGCGGACCUGUGCUCGGCUUCUUCUCGCUCGGCAUGUUCCUGCCCCACGCCAACGAGCCGGGAGCCAUAACGGGCCUGGCCACGGGGCUCGCCUUCUCCAUGUGGGUCGGCUUCGGCGUCCCCCGGCCAGACGCAGUAAGGCUGCCCACCAGGACGGACGGCUGCGACUUCAACGUUACGGCCACACCGCCGCCGCCCACCCAGGACCCCAGCGAGUACUUCUACCUGUACCGCGUGUCGUACCUGUGGGUUGUCGUGCUGGGAUUCCUGCUGACACUCGUCGUGGGCACCAUCGCGUCGUGGGUGGCGGGCGUCACCUGCGAGGGGGACCGCAGCGUGCCGCCGCCAGACCCCGACCUCUUCGUGCCGCCAGUCCGGAGGGUGCUGCUCGCGAGGAGAGGGCGCAGGGGCUCCAACCCGGUGCAGCUGACACGUGUGGCCGGUGACCUGUCCAAUGGUGUGGGACCAGCUGCAGACACCAAGAGCCAGGAGGAGCCGCUCAAUGGCAUAGGUGGCCACCACGUCACCCCAAUGUGAUGUCGACAGAGUACAGUGGGGACUGCUGUGAGCUGAAAGGUGCUGAUCUGCAGGUUCCCAGCCUGAGACAUUCCAGCCUUCUCUACAGAGGCUGCAACAACUUAGUCUAUUUAUUUUCUAGUUUUGUAAAAAAGGGAAAAAAAUGUAAACACUCAGUAUUCCUCAGUUUGUAAUAGCUGUGCUUUUUAUUCUCAGUUCUCUUCUGUUCAGCUGAAUUGCUGCAAAUAAUGAAGCACUGCAAAAUCAGUUUUAUAGGUGCAUGAAGCUUCGACAGAAGCAGCCAAAGAGAGUGGGAGAGAUUAUAUGAGACAGCAAAAUGUUGCUGAAGUUAACUGGUGAUGCAAUACUGCGCAGUGUAGAAACUUUCACAAAUGUAACAUUUCAGUGGACUUAUUAAAUAUGGGCAAUUGCUUACCUGGUAAACUGUGAGCAAAAGUAUGACAAUAAUUAUUACAAUAUUGGAAAAAGUUCUGACCAGGAAAUCAAUAAUCGUGUGAUGAAGAUCAAUACUACAGGAGGGUGGAGGCAUUGGAUGGUGUAAAGAUGGCUGAAUAAUAUUGUUGAAUGGCAUAGAAAAGAUGCCUCCAAAAUAAAACUAGUUGCCUAUAAAAGGUCACA